AUGCAUGUAACUUUGUCCAAACUGAUAGGGUUCAUUUUUGUGACUCACCUUAUUAGUCCCUGUAAGAGUGUGAAGAGAAGUAGCCACAGAAGAGAAGCUCUCGUUUUCUUCAUCCCGCGGAGUGAUUUCUUUUACCGAAGGAAUGGUUUUCUUGGAGGGAGGAAAGCGAGUUGGAGUAAUGGUGGGAAGAGGAAGGGAGGAAGCUUCGCUGUGAAUGACUCGAGGGGGGUUCUGCCCGAGGGCGGUGACCCUAAUGACGCGGGUGCCGCGUCGGUCGUGAAUACGAUCAAUACGGUCAAUACGGUCAAUACGAUCAAUACGGUCAAUACGAUCAAUAUGGACAAUACGGCCAAUAUGGCCAAUACGGCCAAUACCGCCAAUAUCGACAGUACCGCCCUGCGGGAGGAGUACCUUGCGAGGAUGCUGAGCGAGGGGGACACGAUAUACGCGCUGAGCUCGGGCAGGGACGUGAGCGCGAUAGCGGUGGUGCGUAUGUCAGGCCCCCUGAGCAGGAUCGUGCUGGAGGUGCUGUUGCAUGGGGGGAGAAGCGCUCAGAGGAGUAGUCAAAUAGGCGGUGAGGGGAGCCGUCAGAUAGACGGUGAGCGGAGCAGUCAUAUAGACGGUGAGCAGACCAGUCAUAUAGACGGUGAGCAGACCAGUCAUAUAGACGGUGAGCAGACCAGUCAGCCAUGUGGCGAGCCAAAUGGGGAACCCCCCCCGGACAGUCGCGCGAGGAAGAAAAAAACAGACUACACCCUCGACGAAGUAAUAAAGAUAAGGAAACACCUCGAAGAGGGGAAAAUGUAUUACGGAGAAAUAUACAGCAACUGCUACGAACCGAUAGAUCACAUAAUGUAUACCUUUUUUAAGAGUCCCAAAUCGUACACAGGAGAGGAUGUCGUCGAGAUAUACUGUCAUGGAUCUCCUCUAAUUGUCACUGAAAUUAUGGACGAGAUGGAGAAAUUAAAUGCCCUUUUUAGCAAUUUAUUGAAAUGUGAAAAAGAAAAGUACUAUAUGGAAAAUGAUAAAAAAGAAAAUUUCACCUGCACAUGUUCAGAAGAAAUUUGGAACAAAUUAUUAACCCCAAGAAAUGAUGUUUUUUUUAACAAAAUAAGGAUGAGUAUGAAAGGGGAAUUCACCAGAAGAUCCUUCUUAAAUGAGAAAAUGAAUUUACUCCAGGUGGAAGGAUUGAAGGAGUUACUUUGGUGCAAAAAUAGGGAACAGAAAAAAGUUGCGUUGAAUUAUUUGAACGGACAGGCAAGAAAGGUCUACUUGACGUUGCGAAACAAUAUGAGGAAGCUUCUCCUCUACGCACAGGUGAAAAUCGAUCUGGAGGAUGAGCACUUAUCCUCUGACGAGGAGAGAAGCAACAUCAACAAAUUCGUGAAGCACCAUCUGAACGAGGCAAUUGAAAGCAUUAGGAAAAUUCUGAUGAAGCCAAAUGUGGAAGACUUAAGUAACCCCCUUGAUGUGCUUCUCUUCGGGCAGGUGAAUUCGGGGAAGAGCACCUUAAUGAAUCGUAUUUGUCGUAGUGACGUCUCCAUCGUGACGAGGAUUCAGGGGAGCACCAUUGACGUGGUGCAGAAGGGAGUCAGCGUUGGGGGGAGAUCCUACAAUUUUUGCGACUCGGCGGGGGUUAGCGCGGAUGUCCUCAGAGAGGAGUUCCUACCUAGGGACCAUCCCAGUGUGGACGCCCCGUUUGGAGAGAACACCCCGCACAGGGCACUCGAACGCAUGGGCGUGAAGAAGACGCUCAAAUAUCUGCGAAAAAGCACAUGCGUGCUGAUCGUACUGAACGUGAGGAAAUAUGCCGAGGAGUUAAAACUUGCCCUUUCCAUUUUGGACAGCAGAUUUAAAGUUAGACGGAGGAGAUUCGGCACGGGAGAGGAAACCCUUCUACCCCAAUUCAUCAUCUGCGUGAACAAGUGCGAUUUAGCCAUUCAUGAAACGCACGCGGACGUGAGGAGGAACAUAAAGGAUAUCCUAAAAAGGGAGUUGCAAAAUGGCCUUUUGCGAAGCAUUUAUCGAAAUGUGUGGAAGACCAUUUUUUUCGUUUCGUCCAAGGAGGGGCACAACGUGGACGCGCUGUUGAGGGGCCUCAACGAGGUGAUGGACACGCGGUGUGGAAGCGGGCAUGGGAGAGAGUACGCAGGAGAGCAGCGAGGAGCCCACCAAGGAGACCACAAAGAACACCACCAAGGAGACCACAAAGAACACUACCGGGGAGACCACCAAGGAUACCGCGAAGGAUACCACGAAGGGGCGCGUGAAAAACAGCUUGGCCACCCUUCCACGUGGCAGACAUCGCACCCAGUUAACUUGAACUGCCCCGCGUUUCUCCCAUUCGAGAGACACAAGACCCACCUGCGGCGGGCAUUGAAGCACCUGCUGUUUAUAAAGCGGCACCGCCAUCUCCUAACAUUUGAUAUCAUCGCGGAGGAAAUAAAGCUAGCUGUUGCGGCUCUCAAUGGAAUCAUUGGUCGCUUUAGCCAGACGCGAAUACUAAAUGAAAUUCUGGAUUCGUUUUGCGUGGGGAAGUAG
Molecule: messenger RNA, 2541 nt
Organism: Plasmodium inui San Antonio 1
Lineage: Eukaryota; Apicomplexa; Aconoidasida; Haemosporida; Plasmodiidae
Product: tRNA modification GTPase
Exons: 1
Coding region: 1-2541 (846 amino acids)
Biological process (GO): tRNA wobble uridine modification; tRNA methylation
Cellular component (GO): mitochondrion; cytoplasm
Molecular function (GO): protein binding; GTP binding
Source: RefSeq, a predicted model, not a curated record